Molecule: messenger RNA, 1652 nt
Organism: Siniperca chuatsi (mandarin fish)
Lineage: Eukaryota; Metazoa; Chordata; Actinopteri; Centrarchiformes; Sinipercidae
Product: green-sensitive opsin-like
Exons: 5
Coding region: 63-1121 (352 amino acids)
Biological process (GO): phototransduction; visual perception; G protein-coupled receptor signaling pathway
Cellular component (GO): photoreceptor outer segment; membrane
Molecular function (GO): G protein-coupled receptor activity
Source: RefSeq, a predicted model, not a curated record
GUCCAUCAGCACUUCAGGGUUCUUCAGGCGAAUAGGUUCAACAGAACAACAGACUAGUGAAGAUGGUUUGGGACGGAGGAAUCGAGCCCAAUGGCACAGAGGGCAAGAACUUCUACAUCCCCAUGUCCAACAGGACUGGGGUUGUUAGAAGCCCUUUUGAAUACACACAGUAUUAUAUGGUAGAUCCGAUGAUCUACAAACUUCUAGCUUUCUACAUGUUCUUCCUGAUCUGCACUGGAACUCCCAUCAACGGUCUGACAUUAUUUGUAACGGCACAGAACAAGAAGCUCCGGCAACCUCUCAACUACAUCCUGGUGAACCUGGCUGUGGCCGGACUGAUCAUGUGCGCCUUCGGAUUCACCAUCACCAUCACAUCUGCUCUUAAUGGCUACUUCAUUCUUGGACCCACUGCCUGCGCUGUUGAGGGAUUCAUGGCCACACUUGGAGGUGAAGUUGCUCUCUGGUCCCUGGUCGUCCUGGCUGUUGAAAGAUACAUCGUCGUCUGCAAACCCAUGGGAAGCUUCAAGUUCUCUGGAACUCAUGCUGCAGCUGGAGUCGCUUUCACCUGGAUAAUGGCCUUUGCAUGCGCUGGACCCCCACUGUUUGGCUGGUCCAGGUACCUUCCUGAGGGCAUGCAGUGCUCCUGUGGACCCGACUACUACACUCUGGCCCCAGGCUACAACAAUGAAUCAUACGUCAUCUACAUGUUUGUCGUCCACUUCUUUGUUCCCGUCUUCAUCAUUUUCUUCACUUACGGAAGCCUUGUGCUGACCGUCAAAGCUGCCGCAGCCCAGCAGCAGGAGUCAGAGUCAACCCAGAAGGCCGAGAGGGAAGUGACACGUAUGUGCAUCUUGAUGGUCCUUGGCUUCCUGGUAGCUUGGGUACCAUAUGCCACUUUCGCCGGUUGGAUCUUCAUGAACAAGGGAGCUGCCUUCACCGCCCUGACAGCAGCUCUCCCUGCCUUCUUUGCAAAGAGCUCAGCUCUGUAUAAUCCUAUUAUCUACGUGCUGUUUAACAAACAGUUCCGUAACUGCAUGCUGAGCACAAUUGGAAUGGGCGGCAUGGUGGACGAUGAGACCUCAGUUUCUGCCAGCAAAACAGAAGUGUCCUCUGUCUCUUAAAUUUAGAGACCUUUUCAUAUACCUGGACAUUUUCCUUUCUGCUGUCUCUUUGAUCUGGAAUAAUCCUCGAUGUGGACUGAGUGAAAUUCAGGGACGUCUGAAUUACUUGACCAGUGAUGAACGGCUCCAGGAACAAACUCAUGAACUCAUCUUUUAUGUGAAGGAUGUUGGAAAGUGUUUGUCAUAUCGAUGCGAAUUCAAAAUCAUUACAAAUAAUGGUAAGAUCUGUGAACACAUGUAUGUGGAUGCUCACUUUUACUCCCCUUUCUGUCAGAGGCACAGUUGUCCCUGAAAUGUUUCUGCUAUUUAGCACCAUUGAAUCUACAUAGCAUCCUUAAAGAAGAUAUGGUUUGAAUGGCACAAUAUUUCCUUUUUUUCUUACAUCAGUGGGAACACAUUUUGUACUCUAUUUUCAAAAUGAGCAACUAUAUACAAUGUAAAACUUUUUGUCACUUGCUGUUUGUCAUCAUGAAUUGUAAACACUGUAUAUAUAUAAAAAAUAGCAUAGAUAAAUAAAUGCAUGCAUGAAAA